AUGACUGACGAUGACGAUCGAAAGCUACUAACCGAUUGUCGAUACGUACUAGCAUUAGUUCGUCAGCCUGUGUUGCUAGAUCGAGCCGUGGGUAUGCGACGUAACUCUGAACUGAUGUGUGCACCAAAACCCCAAUCGCAAGUUCAGUCACAAGUUCAGUCACAAGUUCAGUCACAAGUUCAGUCACAAGUUCAGACACAAGUUCAGACACAAGACCAGUCACCGACGGAGAAGAAGAGCUCCCAGGAGAGGGAGAAUGGGCGUCACCCUCGCAAGAAAAGGGACGCCACGGUCAGAUGUGAUGGGUACCGAAAGAGAGCGGAGUUGCUCAGUCUGAUUCUUGACAGUAUUCUACAGAAACGGCCUGUGCCCGUCAUAAUCAGAACAGGGACUAUUUAUGUACAUGGCCUAGCGAUUUCGGGGAUUAGGAACUUCCUUGCUGAUUUAAUCCAAUACAAACCCGGAGAAAGGUAUGAGGAUGGUAAAAUGAACGAUACCUUACAGCUAGGCUAUAUCCUCGACUUCUUGAAACACCAUCCCCAAGAGGAAGAUCGACCCCUAAGAGACCAUGAUAUAUUGGAUGUGCUACUUGUGGCCGUGCUUCUUACAUUGAAAGUUAUCCCACGAACUAGCCAAGUGUUUCAAUGUAUGCAAUCGAUGUUUGUUUCCGCAGUAAAUAUUAUGAAAUCAACGAACACAAAUUCUACACCAGACGGAAGUUGCUCUACUUAUAAUGCCGUGAUUGAAGCAAGACGGGCGUGUCUGGAGCAAUACCAGAUUACGAUUCACUUGGUGGCCGAUGAUCUUCUGUCAGCUUGGGAUACCUCAGCAGACCUGAUACAUUAUCCGACAUUAUCGCAUUUAUCGGACUGCCUUGGUAUGUCAUUAACCUUAAGACAGUUAGUCGAUCAUGAUAUGUUCGCUGAAACUCGAAGAAGAGCAAUAGAUCUAUUGAAGAAUACAUCAGCAGAUUUCUCUCUUCCAAAAUUAUUUCAAAAAUCGCCAGAAAUUCAAUCAAAAAAGGACACUAUCAUCAAUCUUGUAUCAUUUACCCCUCCCC
Molecule: messenger RNA, 1060 nt
Organism: Gregarina niphandrodes
Lineage: Eukaryota; Apicomplexa; Conoidasida; Eugregarinorida; Gregarinidae
Exons: 1
Source: RefSeq, a predicted model, not a curated record